Vicia faba (fava bean) is the source of this 393-nucleotide messenger RNA. NCBI's taxonomy places the organism in Eukaryota, Viridiplantae, Streptophyta, Magnoliopsida, Fabales, Fabaceae. The record is from the annotation of a GenBank genome assembly.
AUGACCGAAAAUAGAUUGGACCAUUUAGGUUAUGUGACCUAUAAAGUGAAUGACUUGUUGGAUGAGAAAAUUGUUGAAGUUUCUAGAGCCAAGCUACAUGUAUCUUGUAUUGAACAGAGAAUAAGGACAUACCAAGGGUGUAUGGAUCACAAGGGUAUUACCCAACAGUCGUUGGUGAUCAGUACUCCAAAAUAUCACAAGCUAUAUAUCUUGCCAGUUGGGGAGACCAUGAUUGGUGCCAACCUUACCAAGUCAAAAUAUGUUGGAUGCAUCCUUGAGGAUGAAGAAGAGUGGAUUAACCUUAGGAAUGUUGUUCGAGCUAUAAUAGAGAAACACCAACAUCUACAACGACAAGUAAAGGGCGUUCACCAUCACCUUCUGUACAAAAAUUGA